ACAUAUGCCCACCUAAAAGUUGCAAUGAUGUUUUUUUUUCUUCAUGAUUUCAGGCCCUGCAGUUGUUGACCAACUCUUAAAAGAACUUUCAGAAAAAGUAAAAGCUUUAGAGAGUAAAUAUAAGCAAAAGAUGCAAGGCCUUAAGUUGUCGGGCAAAUUCCGUACUGGACAAGGAAAACCUGGUGAAGUUCUAUGUAAAUUUGCCGAGGAGGAGAAAGCUUCCUUGGUUAUUGUUGGUACGCGCGGACUCGGCAAAAUCCGUAGAACAUUCCUUGGCUCUGUCAGUGAUUACGUCAUCCAUCAUUGCCACGUGCCGGUUCUCGUCUGCAGACACUGAGACUGAAAAAAAAAUGAAAAUAGGUUGAUCCAAAACAGUGAAGAUUUUUUCAAGUUUAAAAUAAAGAAGAGAACGGAUAAAACACAGCGUAUGAAAAGACACUGUCAUGCAUUGUUUUUGUACUUUUGUAUCAAACAUCUAUGUAAUAGAUUAUGUUAUGAGACACUGUGCGUUCUUCCUAGCAUUAGCCUUGAUUUGGCAUUUUUGGUCAUUUUUUUGUUUCUCUGAAGUCAUUUAAUUUUCAUAUAUAAACAAUGUAAAAAAACAAAUGAUUUCAAUUUCUUCUCUAUUUUUAAGUUUGAAAGUAUGCCAGAAAAAAGUUUGUUUGAUGUUCAGUUUGGUCGACUGUGUUUAAUGAAAACGUUUUUGCAAUAUUUGCUUCAACUCAGGAUUAUUUAUUCAGCAUUACAUCAUAAUAGCGCACUUAUAAAACAAAAGAACAAAAAAAAAUAAUAUCAACAUUUUGGUUUGUUAAAGGACACUUUAAUUACUCAUAAUUUGUUUAUUAUUUGUUCUGGAGACUUUACACUUUAAAAACUAAUUCAGAAGAUUUGGGAAAAGAUAUAAUAUUUGUUGUUUCCAUGGUAACCUAUUAUUUUUAAGUAUACAUAUAUUAACAAGUGUUGUAGUUGUAGAGAUUGGCCAAUAAUCAGAGUGUACUUUAUGUCUGUAAACAUUUAUAAUAUAUAAUAAAUAUAAUAAAUUAA
This is a messenger RNA of Ruditapes philippinarum (Manila clam), 1044 nucleotides long. RefSeq names its product universal stress protein Slr1101-like. The coding region runs from base 44 to 337 and encodes 97 amino acids. The record is from RefSeq and is a predicted model, not a curated record. NCBI's taxonomy places the organism in Eukaryota, Metazoa, Mollusca, Bivalvia, Venerida, Veneridae. The transcript has 2 exons.